GGCUACAAGUAAGAGAGUCAGAGAGAUAGAGAGAGAAAGAGAGAGAGAGAGAGAGAGGAAGAAGAGCGCCGCUGGUGGCUGGCGGUUGUUGCGAUGGCAACCCUUUCCUCCCUCCUCUUCUCUUCCUCUCUUUCUCUUUCCCCCCGCCACCACCUUCAUCUUUCACCCACGCGCUUUCCCCUCUCUCUACGCUGCACCUCAAAACCUGCAAAAUCCCGAACUCCCCUUUUGGUCCUUGCUUCCUCAACCCCUUCCUACGAAAAUUCCAGCUCCAAAAGGUUCUCCAAGAAAUCGCUUCUUUCGGAGUUGAUACAAGAUAUAGAACCUCUGGAUGUCAGCCACAUCCAGAAAGAUGUUUCACCAACUACAGCGGAUGCCAUGAAAAGGACGAUAUCCGGUAUGCUGGGUUUACUUCCAUCUGAUCAGUUUCAUGUUAUCAUUGAGGCCUUGUGGGAGCCCCUCUCUAAGUUACUGAUUUCUUCCAUGAUGACUGGGUACACACUGCGCAAUGCUGAAUAUAGGCUUUGUCUUGAGAAAAACCUUGAUAUGUAUGAAAGUGAUACAGAAAAGCCAAAGGCAGAAAGUACUGGGCUUGACUUACAAGGAUUGCUACAUGACAGUGUAAAUGUAAUGGACUUCUGUACAAAGAAUAAUUUGUCUUCCAAUGUUGAAAAUCUUCAUGAGGAUGUUGAUCUUCAAGACCUAGGUGAAAUGUCUGCCGAAGCUCAACAGUAUAUCUCCAAUUUGCAAUCUCGAUUGUCUUCCAUUAAAAAGGAACUCCAUGAAGUGAAAAGGAAAAGUGCUGCACUUCAGAUGCAACAAUUUGUUGGAGAAGAAAAGAAUGAUUUACUGGAUUACUUGAGAUCUCUUCAACCAGAACAGGUGGCUCAGCUAUCAGAAUUUACAUCCUCAGAUUUGAAGGACACCAUCCUCUCUGUUGUCCAUGGUCUCCUUGCUACCCUUUCUCCUAGAAUGCAUUCUAGACCUUCAACUAUGUCAGAGAAUGCAACAGUUGGAGCAGCAAAUGCCGGGAGUGAGGAUUGUGCCGAAGUUAUUGAGAACUCUUCGCUUCAAUUCCAGCCAGCUAUUUCAUUAACUCGGGACUACCUUGCCCGCUUGCUCUUUUGGUGCAUGCUUUUGGGACACUACCUUAGAGGCCUUGAGUACCGAAUGGAGUUGAUGGAACUACUAUCCUUGACUAGUGAUGCUGAUAAUGAUUCCUCUGGAAGUGAACAAAUUGCUUGAAUGCUGGUCAAAUUUUGGUUGCUUGCUAUGUGUAUAGACGUGUGGUUUCCGCACGUUUUUUGCAUUUCAGCAUGAUGAGAUUAUAACAGACAAGUUAGUGGAAACAUCAUUGCUCGCUGUAGAACACAAAUCUUGCUUUGCUGUUGGCUGGUGAUUAUAUCAUAGAAUAUGGAAAUGUUGUGACCAACAAGGAGCAUGAUAUGCAAGAUGGAGCUCAUUAUUUUUAUGA
This is a messenger RNA of Arachis stenosperma, 1474 nucleotides long. RefSeq lists its product as uncharacterized. The record is from RefSeq and is a predicted model, not a curated record. Lineage: Eukaryota; Viridiplantae; Streptophyta; Magnoliopsida; Fabales; Fabaceae. The coding region runs from base 94 to 1245 and encodes 383 amino acids. The transcript has 6 exons.